AUGUCCACGCAUGCGCCAUUCGACCCGACGAAUACCCUCGGCGCCCUGGAGAUCGGGGUGCUCGUGUCGUACUGCCUGUUCGGCGUGACGAGCCUGCAGGUGUACGCGUACUACGCCCAGCCGGGCUUCGCGGACGACCCGCGUGCGCUCAAGCUACUAAUUGGGUCCGUAUGGCUGCUGGAGCUCGCACACGGGAUUUGCAUCGGUCAGGUGCUGUACGCGUAUACGAUUCAGUACUACGGGCAGCCACAGCGGCUGCUCGGGAUGGUCCCGACGGGACUCGCGCUCUCCGUCGUCGUGAGUGGCUUCAUUACCGCAAUUGUGCAAUCCUUCUUCGCCUACCGCAUCUUCUCGCUGUCCGCCGCGUCCGCGCGCCAGCGACCACUCUUCCGCGUGCUGCAGGGCGUUGCGCUCGCCCUCUGGCUCAGCGAGGCGGUCUACGUCGUGCUCUCGCUCGCGGGGACUGUCCUCACAUUCACCGUGCCGAGCAUCCAGGCGUUCCUCGAGCGCUACCGCUGGCUCCUCUUCGCGCCGUGGGUCAUGAACCUCGUCCAGGACACGACUAUCACCGCGAGCCUGGUUCUCCUGCUGCUGCAAACACGGUCCAAGGGACUCGAUAGUACGACGGCGAUGGUGGACCAGCUGGUUACGUGGACGAUCGAGACGGGCCUAAUUACUAGUUUGUUCAGCAUCCUCAACCUGGUCAUUUACGACCGCUUCCGCGGGACCUUCAUCUGGGUCGCCAUCCAAGUGGUGAAGACGCGACUAUUCGCGAACUCUCUCAUGGCCAGCCUGAACUCGCGCGCGAAGCUGCGAGCAUUGGAGGUCGCGGCAGUCGAUGGAAAUGGGCUUGAUACCUCAGCCAACAUCGCGAUGACCUCCGUCACCUUCGCCAGCGACGAGGACGACGACGGCCUCCCGGGCCCGGGCUUGCCCGACCGGCGGCGGAGCCGGGAUCCCGCCGGCGACCGCUCCCUGCUCGACAUCGACGGGGAGGCUCCGCGCCCGUCGCACGACAACGGAGGCGGGCCGAGCGUGCAGACGGCCACGCCGACGAACUGUAUUCUAGACGGACUGGUAGAAUCCUAUACCCGCGUAGAGGUAUUUAAUUUUAACAGGUCCACGCCGGGUGUGAACAGGGCAUGA
This is a messenger RNA of Mycena indigotica, 1146 nucleotides long. RefSeq lists its product as uncharacterized. NCBI's taxonomy places the organism in Eukaryota, Fungi, Basidiomycota, Agaricomycetes, Agaricales, Mycenaceae. Bases 1 to 1146 code for a protein of 381 amino acids. The transcript is spliced from 14 exons. The record is from RefSeq and is a predicted model, not a curated record.